This is a messenger RNA of Physcomitrium patens, 4165 nucleotides long. RefSeq names its product putative LRR receptor-like serine/threonine-protein kinase At1g06840. Gene Ontology annotation, biological process: protein phosphorylation. The record is from RefSeq and is a predicted model, not a curated record. Gene Ontology annotation, molecular function: protein binding; ATP binding; protein kinase activity. Lineage: Eukaryota; Viridiplantae; Streptophyta; Bryopsida; Funariales; Funariaceae.
CACAGGAUUUCCAAGUGUGACCACGAAUUGGAUUAUUCUACUCCUGUUGAUUGUGGACUCCUGGCGGACUGGUUACGAGCCCCGAGUAAAGUCAGUUUGACCACGCAUUUCCACGCUUCCUCAGGAAUCAGGCUGGGACUUCCUCCUCGGUGCCUCCUUCCUUUGCACCCUUCCUUCUACCCUGGGUUUCUCUCUCUUUGCGUCGUUUCACGCUGCGUGCCGUUCUCCCUUCUUAUCCCCCUCUCCCUCCGCCGUUCGCUCCCUUCACCUCCACUUACAACCCUGUCUUUAAUCCAUCCCGGCACUGUUAGUACCUUGCAUUCAAAACUUCUAUUCCUGACCCGCCUGGUUUCAAUUCAAAUUCACGCUUCCGGUACUUUUGCAUACCAUACCAUACCAUCACAUUGCAUCAGGUGCUUGCCGCUUCUCUACAUGUGACUUCGUCGUUUCUCCAGCACUCGUUAGUAGGAUAGUUCAGGAUUCUCUGAUCAGAGUGUAUCAUUUUAUCUCCACUCGACUGAAGUUUUCCAACUGCAGAUUUGAGGAGAAAUGAAGCGUUCUUCAUUUUAUUUAUUCGUUGCAAUUUUUCUUCGGUUCCCCCACACACUCACCUCACACAUCGUGCUACCCAUAGCCUUUGGAAGAUCUUUCUCAUGUCGAGUAAGGAGCAAGGAUUUUUCUGGACAGUCGCAAAACUAGAGGUGGUCCAUUUUCUAAGAAGCGGCGUGGGUCAUCCUGUUGAGUAGUAGCCAAGCAAAACUUCGAUCUGGGGUCGAAGUGAAAAAAAAUCAGCACAUGAUAGCGGUAGCAGGCAGAGCCACAAGAAUUGAUUUACACUACACUGGACAGCAAAUGAAACUGAGAAGGGCAAGGAGCUGGAUGGCGUCAAAGAUGAGGGUGGUUUUCCUGAUCAUGUUCAUUAGCCUGUUAAACCUGUCGGCGUUGUUCAGUGCAGUGGCGCUCUCGGAUUCUGUUGAGACUGCGGCGCUCUUGGCAUUUAAGAAGGCCCAGCCAGACCCUGACGGCAAGCUAAGCAGCUGGAUAGGAAACAAUCCCUGCGGUCCCCCUGAAUGGCAAGGAAUUUAUUGCGACGUCGCUGAUAGAACUACCAAUGUGUCGCAUGUCAUCGAAAUACGAGCUAUGAAUUAUAAUUUGCGGGGAACCUUGGUGCCCGAGUUAGGAAAUUUAUCGCGCCUUCUACGAUUGAACGUGAUGAAUACGGGUUUGACGGGAACCAUCCCAUCUGAUCUUGGCAAGUUGCGCAACCUUAGACUAUUCUUGGUGAAUGACAAUCGGUUGGAAGGUAGCCUUCCACCUGAGCUUGGAGGCCUUACCAAUAUGACCCGUUUUCAGGUCGAUGCCAAUCGGCUGUCGGGACCCAUACCUGCGGAGUUUGGCAACCUAACGUCAGUGAGACAUUUGCACAUGAACAACAAUUCCUUCAGUGAUGUCAUUCCGCCGGACUUGGGUAGACUAGGCCGCCUCAACCAUCUUAUUUUGGAUCACAACCUUAUAAGAGGCCCGCUGCCCGUGGCUCUUGCCAAUGCCCCGGCACUCACUAUCAUACAAUUGGAUGACAAUCCUAUUGGCUCCUCUCUUCCAGUUGCUUGGGCGCGGAUCCCGACACUCAUCAAACUGAGCUUACGGAACUGUUCAAUAACGGAUACUGUGCCCAACAUCCAAGACAUGUCAAACCUGACUUUCAUAGACAUGAGCUACAACAACCUCAGAGGAAGCUUGCCUACAAAUAUAAGUUCCCAGAUGAUUACACUGGGUUUCAGCAACAACCGGCUCAAUGGAAUAAUUCCACCGGAAUACGCAGCUCUUGAUUACAUCCAAAACUUGGAUGUGUCGAACAAUAACCUCGAAGGUUCAAUUCCAGCUUUUGGAGCCGGGAAGAGCUUCACGAACGAUUCACAGAUUGUCGUCCUUGACCUUCAAAAUAAUAAUUUCUCCGGCUGGGAUGUGAAAACCGUGGAAUUGACGAGUCACUCAAACAAGACAAUAUGGUUGGACGGCAAUGAUGUGUUUUGCGGAAACAAUUCCAACUACAUAACAGCGCAGGUUCAGCGUCGUGUGUGCACGGGAUCAGAUCCGCUUGCAUACUGGGACUCACCUCUAUUGUUUGCAACCGGAUGUACGUCAUGUGAUUCUCCUGCAGUAGCCGUCAACCGGGGAUUAUCGCCAAAUAUGACAUGUGGGUGCGCCGUGCCGAUCACCGUCAAAAUCCGCCUCAAGAGUCCUAGUUUUACUUACUUCGAUGCAAGCUAUAUUAGCUACAUCGAAGGCCUCACCGCGCGCGCUUUGAGCAUCUCGCAGUAUCAAGUAGUAUUGUCGGCAGCCACUCGAGUGUCGCAAUUGUAUUCCCAGGAUAUCACCUUGCUGGUGUUCCCAGCUGUCGCCAGCACCUUCACUCAGACCGAAUAUGACAAUAUCUUCUUCCAAUUCGCAUCAUGGAAUGUAUCUGCCGGUGAAGAGUGGUCGGUAUCUUUUGCAGGACCCUACGACUUCAUGGAUCUCUUCCGGGGAGUUGGCAGUGCCAAGAAGAAUGGGCUGGGAACGGGAGUCGUGGUGGGCAUUGUCGUUGGCGCAGUGGCUGUUGCCUCGGCACUAGCAGCUCUUUUGACCUUCUUGUUACUUCGCAGACGCUCGAAGUACUCCAACAGGAAUAACAGCAAGCUAUACGGCGGAAUGAUGCUUCCGCCCGGUAUCAAAAUUCAAGGUGUGAAGGGAUUCACGUUUGAGGAUGUUUCGCGGGCUACGAACAAUUUCAAUCCAGACAAUGAACUUGGGCAGGGCGGUUAUGGAAAAGUGUACAAGGGCGUGCUUCCUGACGGAAUUCCGGUGGCCAUUAAACGCGCGGAGGAGGGUUCCAUGCAAAAUGCAGUCCAAUUCUACACCGAGAUCGAACUGCUCUCGAGGGUUCAUCAUCGGAAUCUCGUCAGCCUUCUGGGGUAUUGCAAUGAUCGUGGAGAGCAGAUGCUCGUGUACGAGUUUAUGGCAGGCGGCACACUUCGGGACCACUUGACUCCGACGGAGAUUAUGGGCUUCGCAAGGCGACUACAUAUAGCGCUGGGGACUGCACGAGGCAUCCUGUAUCUGCAUACGGAAGCAGACCCACCCAUAUUUCACCGGGACAUCAAAGCCAGCAACAUUCUUCUUGACGAGCGCUAUAAUGCCAAGGUGGCGGACUUUGGGCUUUCGAAGUUGGCGCCCAUGCCUGACCCCAACGGUGCCACCCCACAGCAUGUGUCCACCAUUGUCAAGGGCACACCGGGCUAUCUGGACCCGGAGUAUUUUUUGACACAGAAGCUAACAGACAAGACCGAUGUUUACAGUUUCGGCAUUGUGCUGCUGGAAUUGAUUACAGGAAUGUUCCCCAUUGCUUACGGCAAGAACAUUGUCAGAGAGGUGAACCGAGCCAUGGAGGAGGGGGACAUAAUGUCGAUUGCUGAUCCACAGAUGGGGACGUUUCCAUCGAAGCAAGGGUUGGAGCCACUACUCAAGCUGGCAUUGGCUUGCUGCCAAAAUGAGAGUGAUGCACGGCCCCGCAUGGUGGAUAUAGUGAGAGAGCUGGAAGACAUUUGGCGCAUCAACAAGUUAAAGGUAUCAGAUUCAUGGAAGGAGGAUCCGGACACGUUCUCUAUCGAACUCGGUCACAGGAAGGCUCAUUCGAGUGGGGAACCAUCGUCCAACUCAUGGCAAGACAUGUCAUGUGACAUGAAGGCCUCCCUCAAGGGCAAGAUCGAUCCCCGGUAGAGCACAAUCUCGCACCAAAGCCUUUACACAUGUGGAGAAACAGCCCACCAAGAAUUGUUCGGGUGAAAGGACGACAAUACAACGAAAUUAUCCCAAAGCAGAGCAUGGAUUUGGUGGUGCCCAUUGUAAUGGAAAGAAACAAGGUCGGGGAGGGUAGCACACUGUUAGAGACCCCACUUUACACAGCACAAUACAAGACAAGGCAAGGCAAAACAGGAGGAGGCACCAGGAGGAGGCACCAGGAGGAGGCACCAGCAGUGGAGAUAUGCCGCCACCCAGCCCCCGAGGUCUCGCUCUGCCACGAGGCUGCUUGUCCCUGAUGGCUAUUUCCAGGAUCAAAUUUGUGUACAAUAAUAAAUAAACAAAUAAAUAAAAUAAUUUGUCGCAUUUGUCCCUGGAUUUUUAA